AUGGAAUCAAAGGCGGCCCACUUGCGGAAGAGAGAGGGGCCCAGCGCACAGCAGGACCGCCCCCGCACAGAAGCUCUCCUAGGAAGCCCUGAUAAAAACAGAGGCCUGGACUUGGUGCAAUGGACCCAACAAAUGGAGGCUGUGAAGACACAGCUGCUGGAGCAAGCGCAGGGACAGAUGAUGGCACUGCUGGACCGGGCCAUGUGGGAGGCUGUACAGUCUUACCCACCGCAAGGCGGACCCCCGCCCUCCAAGGCUCCAGAUCCCUUGAGCAAGACCAGGGAGCCAUCCUUGGGGAAACGGAAAGUUUUCAUCAUCCGCAAGUCCCUCCUUGAUGAGCUGAUGGAGGUGCAGCAUUUCCGCACCAUCUACCACAUGUUCAUCGCCGGCCUGUGUGUCUUCAUCAUCAGCACCCUGGCCAUCGACUUCAUUGACGAGGGCAGGCUUAUGCUGGAGUUUGACCUACUGAUCUUCAGCUUCGGACAGCUGCCCUUGGCGCUGGUCACCUGGGUCCCCAUGUUCCUGUCCACUCUGCUGGUCCCCUACCAGGCCGUGCGGCUGUGGGUGAGGCCGCAGGCAGGAGGCGCCUGGACACUGGCGGUGGGCCUGGCCUGCGUGCUGCUGGCCGUGCACACCGCGGUGCUCUGGGUGCUCCCGGCCCACGUGGCGGUGCAGUACCAGCUGCCACCUGCCUCCCGCUGCAUCCUGGUCUUCGAGCAGGUCAGGCUCCUGAUGAAAAGCUACUCCUUCUUGAGAGAGGCUGCGCCAAGGACCUUCGGUGUCAAAGGAGGUGAGGCCCCCAGUUUCUCCAGCUACCUCUAUUUCCUCUUCUGCCCCACACUCAUCUACAGAGAGUCAUACCCCAGGACACCCAACAUCAGGUGGAAUUACGUGGCCAAGAACUUUGCCCAGACCCUGGGCUGCAUCCUCUAUGCCUGCUUCAUCCUGGGCCGCCUCUGUGUGCCCGUCUUCGCCAACAUGAGCCGGGAACCUUUCAGCACCCGUGCCCUUAUGCUGUCCAUCUUGCACGCCACCUUGCCAGGCAUCUUCAUGCUGCUGCUCAUCUUCUUUGCCUUCCUCCACUGCUGGCUCAAUGCCUUCGCAGAGAUGCUACGAUUUGGAGACAGGAUGUUCUACAGGGACUGGUGGAACUCCACGUCCUUCUCCAACUACUACCGCACUUGGAACGUGGUGGUCCACGACUGGCUGUACAGCUAUGUGUACCAGGACUGGCUCUGGCUCCUCGGUGGCCGAGCCCGGAGAGCAGCGAUGCUGGGUGUGUUCGUGGUCUCCGCCGUGGUCCAUGAGUAUAUCUUUUGCUUCGUCUUGGGGUUCUUCUACCCUGUCAUGCUGAUACUCUUCCUUGUCAUUGGAGGGCUGCUGAACUUCGCCAUGCACGACCGGCACACAGGCCCGGCGUGGAACGUGCUCAUGUGGACCCUGCUCUUCCUGGGCCAGGGUGUCCAGGUCAGCCUGUACUGCCAGGAGUGGUACGCACGGCGGCACUGCCCCCUGCCCCAGACAACUUUCUGGGGCCUGGUGACACCUCGAUCUUGGUCCUGCCACACCUAGAAGUCAGUUGGCACCUUCACCGCCCAGACGACAGCACCAAGGUCUUCUCUGCCUGCAAAGCCUAGAGCUGGGGCUCCUGACUCUGCACCCCCAGACUUAGCUCUAGUUGAGGGGCCUGGCAGGUAGACCCUGGCAGGGGACUCCAGGAUCUGAGACCUGUGGACAGCAGGGCAGGCUCAGAACGUGCUCGGGUCCCUGUGUGAGUGCACAGGGCCCCUCCUGCUCUGUGGCUGUCCAGAUGGAGGGGAGUGGAAGGGCCUCCCAGAGGUGGUAAAUGCAGGUGACUUAGAGAAAUUGGGGCCAUCAAGGGCUGAGUGUGGAUUGGCUCUUCCUUCAAUACAAUAAUAAACGC
Messenger RNA from Condylura cristata (star-nosed mole), 1924 nucleotides. RefSeq names its product sterol O-acyltransferase 2 (gene SOAT2). The coding region runs from base 1 to 1572 and encodes 523 amino acids. The transcript is spliced from 15 exons. Gene Ontology annotation, cellular component: endoplasmic reticulum membrane. Gene Ontology annotation, biological process: cholesterol homeostasis; cholesterol efflux; cholesterol metabolic process. Gene Ontology annotation, molecular function: cholesterol O-acyltransferase activity; cholesterol binding; fatty-acyl-CoA binding. The record is from RefSeq and is a predicted model, not a curated record. NCBI's taxonomy places the organism in Eukaryota, Metazoa, Chordata, Mammalia, Eulipotyphla, Talpidae.